AUGUCAGCCAGAAAGGGCUAUCAUCUCCCCUCGCCAAAAUACACCACAAUAAUGGCAUGCUCAGACAGCCCCGCAGGAAACGCGUUUUUUGUGGAUUCUCUGAUCAGCGGCCGGACCGAGGGUGGAGGGGGACACUACUACCCGGGCAGCAGCGUGUGUCUGCCCCAUAACGCCGCCUCAGACGUGCCUUACGGGCUACAGAACUGUGGAUACUUCCCAGGUAUAGGCAAGCGGAGCGACGCAGGUCCCCAAAACAUGAUGUCUGCCGCUUCAGGCGCGUAUAUGUCAGGCAUGGAGAUGUGGAUAGACGCGCAGAGGUCGUGCCGAAUGGACCAGCAACAAACUGUGGGUCCCCAGGUCGCGCCCUGCUCGUUCCCGCCGAGCAUUAAGGAGGAGAGCGCGUACUGUCUCUACGAGCCGCAGAAGUGCCCCAAAGCCUCGACCGCGGAAGACCUGACAUACUCCAGGCUAACCACGACAGGCUCAGGUUCAGGCUCGUGCACAGUCACCGACGGCGGUGGUGGUGGGGGUACUGUACCCGUGCCUGGCUACUUCCGCUUGUCUCAGAUGCACGCACACACUCAUAAAGUUUACCACGGUGCCCAAUCGAACCCCUCUCAUUCUCACUUUGGCCUACACCCCCCUACACAGACACGCUUCCACACCCCGACCCCCCCGCAGUCCUCAGCCUUAGUCUGCUCAGCCACGGCGGCUUACAAGAGGAGAGACACGGAGGAGGCUCUGUCUUCCGGUACCGCAUCCCAGCCCCAGCAGACGCACGCCCCACCGGGGGACGAGGAGGCGCGAGCGUCCUCCGACGCGGAACCUUCAUCUCCCGAGGAAGCUGAAAAGGAGCUCGAGAAGGAGAAGCCAGCGAAAACACCUAAAGGUGAGCUGAGGUCAUUAAAAGGUGUGGUCACUCAUUCUGCCACCUUUGGUUUUAUUGCGUGCGGUAUAGUAAAGCAGGUAUGGCGAUGCGUAAAAAGGUUAUAUGGUAACACCUGCCGAGAGACUGAUUUCCUCUUUUGCAUUCUGAGGACAUUCAUGUGUUUGUUUUUAUUCAGGGUUUAUAUAUGGUCUAUGUGGUCUUGCCGUAACCCAAAGGCUAAAUGUUUUGUAAUUAGCAGUAGCAGAGGAGACACCAUGCUUUAGUUGAGAGAAUUUCGCUGCCUAAAAGUCAAGCGGGUGUUAAAGUUUUGGAAAAAAAUGUAAAAAUGCUGUGGGAAAAAAACAAAAAUGUUAUUAUUAAAAAUAAAUGCUAUUAUUUGCUUAGGCUUAUGCUACUGCAGGCUUAUUUUACAUUUUAGGCCUUUGUUUCUUUGGACUAAAAAUUACUUGACUGCCGCUCAAUAUAGGCCUAACAAUCGUAUGUAUACCCAUAAACAAAUAGGCUACUAAAACAGUUUUUAUUUUGGGGCGGUGAUAUUUGUUCUUAUUAUAGUAGAUCUAGAAUGACAGAAAAUGUUAUACAUUUCAGAAAAUAUUUUUGACUUAUUACCUGCAAAUGUUUCAAGUUCAAGCAAAGUACACAAGGCCAUUGAACCGUCCUUAUGAAAAGGUCUAUAUCAAACCAUUGACUUGCACAACACACACAUACACACACACACACCUACUCACACACCUACACACACACACACACACACACACACACACACACACACACACACACACACACACACACACACACACAGACACACACACACACACACACACACACAACCUAUCUUACAUGCAUAGUUGUCAGCCUAAAAGAAUGUAUCCCAUUUUCUUUAGGAGACACAGAAAGCGAAUGCACGGCCAACUGGCUAACAGCAAAAAGCGGACGGAAGAAACGUUGCCCAUACACCAAGCACCAAACACUGGAGCUCGAGAAGGAGUUCCUCUACAACAUGUACCUGACUCGCGAGCGUCGCUUAGAGAUCAGUAGGAGCGUGCACCUGACGGACAGGCAGGUCAAAAUAUGGUUCCAGAAUCGCAGAAUGAAACUGAAGAAAAUGACCCGGGAAAACAGGAUUCGGGAGCUCACGUCAAAUUUUGGUUUCUCGUGACAACGUUGAAUGUUUUCAAUAAGCUUUGAAUUAAACUAGCUUUAGUUAUAAUGCAAGGGGUAAAGAGCACAUCUUUAAUAGGCCUACAGACAAACCUAGUCUUUGCAUCGUCCUAUGUAAGCUACUGGUAAAACGUGAACGCUAUUGUUUUUUUUUUCUUUCUUUCUUUUUUGACAAUUGUUCGUUGAUUCGGCUCUGUUGCUGUCAUUUGUUGGGAUAGGUGUCUUGAGGAAAAUAAUGGAUGGAAUUUGCUUUGGGUCGUAUAGGAUUGUAGCCUACCAAUACUUUUUUAUUUAUUUUUUUAUAGUUGGAGAUACAAAUACAAAUCACAUUUGAGAUGUACGUUGCAUAUAUUUGGGGAGUUUCCUUUACAUGUAUACUGCAUGAAACAACAUGAUUCAGACCCGUCUUUUCCUGCAUUUUGCAAUGCGGAUCACACUAAAAUUUAAGGCCUAUGUAUCAACAGUAAGGGAAUAAGAUGAGUCGCCCUAUAAAUGUAUUCUUCCGAUAUAAUGUAUGUAGAUAUUAUGAUGAGCUGAUUGUAAGUGUACAUAGAACAACAUAUUUUAUUCACUUUGAGGAUAAUAUUGUUGUGUAGACUCGAACUAAGGGAAAUGUAGGCUAAAUGAGCAGUCUACAUUGUGAAAUUGUUUUUAUUGUGUAUAUCAUUGUGUACAUAUCAGGUUGUGUUUUUGUGUAUUGCGUAAUAAAUUAUCAGUUCACAUAUACUGGAUUAGUAUGCUUUUUGAUGUACGUGUUUAUAACUGUAUUUAUCGCUAUUUCUUUGUCUGUAAAAGAGAAUAGGCAUUUUGGACAGGCCAGUUGAGGUUGUAGGUGCACUUUGAGUUGGUUGUACAUUACUUGGCUUUUGUCUUCAGAAAUGUUUUUAGGAUCCAUGGAGUAGCUCUCGGAAACGAUUUAGAUAUGACACCAGCCAUUAUGUCUAGGCCGUAUAGGCAUAUACCACUGCAAGCCUAACCGGCUUUAGUAGAGUUUUAUGACUUGCUCGUAUAUGACGAUUUUCACUCUCCCCAAAGACUAGCUUCAGUCGAGAGAGCCGUUAAGCCGGAGAGGAGGCUGGAGACAGUGGUAGAAAGUUACACUGCAUUUAGACAGAAUUGUCCGAAGUCAUCUUCUUUUCCCUUGUGAUUGGAAUAGUGCAACAACUUCGAUGAAUGGGUGAGUCAAUUUGUUGUUAUGGAUUUGGGUUUUCGGGACUCCACAUGUUUAAAAAAGCAUGUUUCCAGCGGAAAGAUUUUAUACUGAACAUGUAAAAACUUUGUAGGCUAUUUUUAAUACAGGCCUCUUCUGAACAGCAUGGGUGUUUGAAAUCGAUAUGAAAACCAAAGAAGACGUGACGUUAUGCAUUGGCUGCUGCGCGUCUUGAGGCCUGGAGCGGACUGUGGAGUGGUUUAGGUAGUUUCAUGUUGUUGGGAUCCAUUUUCUACCUCUACAACACGAAACUGUCUUAAUUGGCCCAGUUUAAUGCAUCGAAACGUCAGUCAACUUAAUCUGGGAAAGGUGCAAUCUGACUAGAUUUGAUGUAAUAGUAUUAGGAGUGUUAUUUGUGUUGACAUAAAUAUAUGGAUAAAAAAUAGGACAUUUCUAAUUGCCUUUACCUGUUGGGAAAGACUUGCUGUCGUGUAUGUCUCUUAGCAUAUCGUCAGUAAUAUUUAUACAAACUCUACUUGUUAUUUUUCGUCAUUAAAUUAAGCCCCUGAAUGCCUGCGUCCUAUAUUUAUCUUGGUAAAAGCUCAGCUAUAGGCGGGUUGGACUUGGAAUUAGCGUAAAGCUAUAAGCAUGUUUUCUGUCAGUCGUGACGCGGCGACGUCAGACAAGGCCUCGGUUACGACCACUGCAUUGGAGAGGAAGGGGAAGUUGAGUGGGCAACAGCGACCUCAGCGGCGCGCCGGUAGGCAAUAGAGCCGAAUGCUUCGGCUGCGCAAUACAGCCUGAACACAAAAGAGGCGAAGGGCUUUAUGGCGAUAUUUAGAUCAACCAGACAAGCUGUUAUCUGCGGGCAAAAUAAAUGAAUAGCCCCAGCGGUAAACUGGGUCCUUGUUAAGAAUCACCCUGAUUUAGUUUACAGCCUUAAAGUGCCAUUGCCUUCCCUUGUGUCUUUUCUUUUGAAGGUGUCUGUCUGUUCUGUGUUUUAGUGCACAUAGCCUUUCCCUAUCCACCAGCCUCUUUAUUUGUUUCUAAUGUCUCUAACACAUUUUCAUCCAUGCCUUAUCUGAUUCUGCACAGUGGUAUACGUUCGAAGAUGAAAUCAUAUCUGUUCAGUUAUUGGUGUGUGGCAUAGCCUACUGUUUUUUCAUUCAGUAGGAAAAUAUGCUGGAGUGGAUUCUUUAGCAGCAGUGAAUCGCCUGUGGCCAUGUAGGGUGUUGGCCUAGCUUUCAGUUUUAUUGGAUGGUAAUAAAUAGAACACGUAUUCUGUGGGCAGCUAUCUCCGUUCUCUAAAGCUAUGGGGGGGGGGGGGGGGCAAGGUUCGACACAAUGUCUGUAAAGUGUUACAACGCGUUAUGCAGCCGUUUCCUCUCUUCCUACUAGUCCAGAUAUUAUCAUAUGUUGUGUCCAGACUUGGGGUGCAUGUUCAGUAGCUUCUCCCCUGUUCUUGAAUUUCCCCACAUGCAUUAGUUUGUAUUGUAUUGCUUGUCCAUUGAAAAGAUACAUCUGAAAAUCAAAUGCAUAUAUAGUGUAGGCUUGACUAUUAUUUCCAGCGUUCCUGUCUUGGUUUAUGUUUCGAGUUUCAAGUUUUAAUGUCACAAUUGCACAAUUGCAGUGAAAUGCCAUUCUUGCAAGCUCUAAACCCAACAAUGCAGUAAUCAAUAACAAUGUAAUAAUAAAAAUAACAUGAGGUAGAACAAAAACACAAGAGAAAUAAAAAUAAGAAAGGAGAAGUAUACGAUAAAGUAAGUAAGCGUACUAUAUACAGGGUCAGUCAGUUCCUAUACCAUAUUUACAAUGUGCAGGGAUACUGCAGUGGUAGAGGUAGAUAUGUGGGCAGGCCUAUAUGGGUAAGGUGACUAGGCAUCAGGAUGUAUGAUAAACAGAGUAGCAGCAGCGUAUAUUAUGAUUGUAUGUCAGUCGGUGUGUGCAGAGUCAGUAUAAAUGUAUGUGCAUAUAAUGUGUGUGUGAGCAAAUGAUGGAGUGAGUGUUUGUGUGUGUGUUGGAGUGUCAGUAUGCGUGAGUAUGUAGUACCCUGGUGAGGGUCAACUCAGAUAGUCCGUGUAGCCAUUUUGUUAGCUAUUUAGUUAGCUAUUUAGCACUCUUGGGGAUAGAAACUGUUCAGGAGCCUGUUGGUGUCAGACUUGAUGCACCGGUACCGCUUGCCAUGCGGAAGCCAAUAGAACAGUUUAGGGCUUGGGUGUCUGGAGAAUGAAAAUAUGUUUGAUUUCUGCUUUCAAAUUUGAUUACAACGUGAUCUAUGUGUCUGAAUAUUGACAUAAACAACCGCAUGUGUAAACUAUUUAGUGCCUAUCUAUUAUCUAUUAGUUGCAUGUAAUUGUCACGAGGUAGGCCUAUCUCCAAUUUUUAGUAGGGAAACUCCUAAACUCUUAAGUGCUUUAGUAGUUUACAUAAUGCUAUCUUUGUUAUAAUGUUCUACUUAGUAGUGUAUUAUUGUUUUCGUUAGCCACAGCGGAUUCCAUAAUUGGCACGAUAGUGCUGGUAUUUGUAGUAGUGCUAGUAGUUUUAUGAUAGUGGGCUCUCAUAAUAGGCUAAUAACAUUCCUAGUAAUAAUAGGAUAUAGUAUUUGUAAUUUCUAGUAGCGAAAUAGUAUUUGUAAUUCCUAAUAAUAGUGGGCAAGUAUUUGUAAUUGAAACGGUAUUUAAAAAAGAAGCCAGGUAUAGAUUGACAUACUUCUACAUCUGCAUCUGCAUUGCUUGCUGUUUGGGGUUUUAGGCUGGGUUUCUGUAUAGCACUUUGUGACAUCUGCUGAUGUAAAAAGGGCUUUACAAAUACAUUUGAUUGAUUGAUUGAUACAAUGUGCACAAUAUUUUCUACAAUGAGUUUUAAUAAUUGUCAUUUAUUUGUUUUAGCUUAAUUAUUUAAAUAUGCCACAAUUAGGCCUAUUUCCGUGCUUUUAUGCUUCACUAUUAGGCUAUUGAGAUAUAGGAAUACAUGUGUAUGUUUUUUUUUUUCUUUAGGCCUAAUAUAAUAGUUUUUAAUUCCUCGGUUCUGUUUAAUAUCCAGAAUAUAUCCUGGAUGCACAGGUUUUUCUCAUAUCCAUGGAUAUACGAAUAUAAUAUUAGCCUAGAACAAUAACAUGAUUUUUCCCACAAAAAAAAAAAAAAGACAGUGGUAAAUCUAUAGCUAUGAGUAAAUUAGCCUACCAUGCAAACACAAAUAAAAUACUAUACUCAUUUCAAUUUUUCCGUAUUUUCUUGCUCAAAAUAAUCUUACAUUAACUGAAAUAAUUUCAUUUUUUCCCCAGUAGGUGAUAUAAUAACAAAUCAUAGGACCUUGAUGAAAUAACAAAUGAAGCUAGUCGGAUAUUAUUCUCAGCAGGCUUUUGGUCUGAUUAGUCUUUAAUAUGAUACUAUAUUAUAUUAUUAUUGUAUAAUACCAAACUAAUAUGUUAUAAGGCUAAACAAAAUAGCACGAUAUAGCACAACAUUAUGAGCUUAUCUUUAAUAGGGUGUGUGCGUAAAAAGUUUUUUCUUUUGGAAUGUUGUAGGUUCGGUCAUAACUUUCUCUGGUUCUAGGACAAUGGAAAUAUGAAAGGUUGAAACAUUUUGACCGAGGAUGGAAAGCGUCCCAGAGCAUUAGUUUUAAGGAAGAAUAUCUACCAUCAUUUACGUUCCUUGGCGCCAUAGAAAGAAUGCAGUUUAAGACAUUUGGUUUCGUUAAUAAGCCCCAAUAUGGAGACGUUAUUCUGGUUAAUUUCAGCCCUGUGUGUUUUGUUGUGAGUAUCAUUGGUAAUGCAUAUUACCCUCUAACAUAUGUGUAGAUAUCCCUCGUUAAAUGUGUUUUACCUAAUUUGGGAGGAUUAUAUUUUGGAUUUACUGAUCUAUACUAAUAGGGACAGAUACUUUCAAUGGUCUUUUUGAAAGGUACUUUUCUCAAUGGAGUUUAGCCUCUUCCUUUUCAUAGCCCUACAUUUAUAUCAGUAACAGCCUACUAAUCAUAUAAAAUAAGAAUAAUUUGCUUUUAAAACUAGACGUUCUCACGUUUUAAGACAAGAUGCCCGCGAGCAUUUAAUAGCCAAAGGGAUUGAUUUAUUAUUUAUUGUUCAGCCUUUAUGAUCACGUGCGCGCAUCACCCAAUCGAAUGGCAGCCCUGCGUCCCAACUAUUAGUAGACUGUAGUUCUUUGUGGUGCCAAGUUGCUACUUGAUUUCUUCAGAUUGUUAUUUUGUGAGAGUGGGGUUUAGUGCGUGUGUAUGUGUGUGUGUGUGUAUCAGUGUAUGUGUGCGUACAUAUGAAAGUCUCUUUUGCCAUGUCGACAUCUGGAACGUUGACUAGCUACUACGUCGACUCCCUCAUCUUGCCCGAGAGUGAGGCGCUCUCCGCGCCCAGAUACUCCUCCGGUCCGGGGGGGCUUCAGCACGCUAGGCAGCCCACAUCGCUCACCGAUCACACUGAGCUUGGGCCCUACACCUUCCCGACGAAAGCCCCGGUCUUUAGCCCGUCCUGGGGUCAUGUACCGACCCAGUUUCCAGGCGCCGUGUCGUCGGUGUACCACCACCCAUACGUGAAUCACCGAGGCCCGGCUCCAGGCGACGUGGAGGGUCGCUACAUGCAGUCCUGGCUGCUGGAGCCCAUGUCAGGGUCCUUGCCUUUGACUGGAUUACCGACGAGUCACCACUACGGGAUCAAACCAGAGAGCCUGGAUGCGCGAGCGGACAUCGCGCUGCCUGGAUCCCACACCGCGCUGCUCCUGUCCGAUUUCGCCGACGGAACGGUGGCAACGACGUCCCCGGUGGACAAGGACACACUACCGGGCCAGACCGGGGACCUGAACGGGGAGAUAGAGGAGAAACCAGCCCUUGAUCCAAGUAAGUGCUGCUUCAUCCUUUGAUAUUUGAUAAUACUACGUUCUGUAAAGCUGCAGGGAUGCAGGUUAGAAACGUGUGAUUAGUAGAGGGGGCGCGUGUUUGAAAAUCUGACACUCAAGGCGUGCCAUUCAUUUAUAGUGACUUGAUAAUAGGCUAGCUUUCUCUCACUCGUUUCCAUGUUGUAAUACUAUGGGUUUCAGAUUUUAAACAGUAGCAAGAGCCAAGUAUGGGAGUGCAUUGCUGCUUUGGAACGCAUUUAGAUGUUAUAUUCAGAAUUGAUAUCCAGAGCCUUUGUGGGUCAUAUGUUUUUAUGACAUCUUGCCCAGCAGCACCGGGCUCACACCAGUGUCGUCUCGCACUCCCUCUCUCCAGAUAACCCGGUAUCCAAUUGGCUCCACGCGAGCGCCACGAGAAAAAAGCGCUGUCCAUACACCAAGCACCAGAUCCUCGAGCUGGAGAAAGAGUUCCUCUUUAACACGUACCUCACGCGGGACCGUAGGUACGAGGUCGCGAGGCAGCUCAACCUUACCGAGAGACAGGUCAAAAUCUGGUUUCAGAACCGCAGAAUGAAGAUGAAGAAAUGUAAUAAAGAUGGUGGACCAAAAUAUGAUUUAUAGAUAUGAUUGAUUGAAUGGGAACGUAAAAAAUAUCCGAAAUAAGGGGGAUAUCUGUGAAAAGGCUUUUUCUCUGCUGGACUGUAUUUUUAAAAGCCUUUGUCUCAUUGUUUUAUCCCUAACAGAAGCUGUUAUGUGUCUUGUAAAAAGCAUGUCCGGCUCUACUCCUCGGUUUGAUGCAACUAACUACCUUUAUAUUGCACAAUUUAACAGUGCGCAUUAUUUUUUGUUAUUGUUAUUAGGAUGUUAAUUAAUUAAAGCCUUGGCUGUGAGUGCAUCUGUGUAAGGCAUGUAGCCUAUUAAUAGGCCUGUUCUCUGUACUCGUUUGUGUAUGGAUGUGUGUAGCUAUGUGUGUGUCCUCUGGUUUGUAGAUAUAGGCCUCUAUGUAUUUCAGGUUACACUGAAUUUAGUUUUAAAGUUUUUUUGUUGUCGUUAUUUCAAUUAUUGGUAACGUUGAGUUAGGAUCUAACGUUGGAGCAAUAGGCUAACGUAAUGGUAGCAUUUUGAAGCGGGUGCUUGAGCAUCAAAAAGCCACUUUGGCCUAUUGGCCUAUUGAAAAUGUUAUUAGAAGCUACAUAGCAAUGAUAUUGUGUUGACUACCUAGACUCUCUCAACUACCUAUAAUUACAAGAACCUAAUUUCAUUUUUACAUGACUUUUCGUUGUGAAGAGACAUAAUGCUUGUAUUGAUAGUAAACUAUGUCUGAAUUUCAGGGAGUAACAUUUGAGAGGACAUAUUUGUUAGAAAGAGAGAGAGAGGAAAUUAAAACAAAAAAAACACUGUAUGCUACCUAAUGAAUACCUCAUGGUCGGGAGACUUUCAGAUUUUUGGUUCUCAAAUGUAAUUUGUACUAUUUAUUGAAUAAAACAAAUUAUAUCUGCGAAUGCAGCCACAUUGAAUUAUUAUAAUUUAUUGUGCAUUUGCAUUUCACUGUUUAGUCUAAGGUUUAAUUCAAAUUAAUGUGAUGCUCUGAAAUAAAUUAUCAAAUACUUAAAGCUAUUGACAGUCAGAUGUAUUGUAGUCUACCAAAUGUAAUGUGUAUAGGACUAUUCUUACAUUAGUUUGCACAUACAUUUUCCCCUCAAACAAAAUAUUGGAAUAAUACAAACAAAAAAGCUAUUCAUGGGGUGUACGGAAAUAAUAACAAUCGACCCAUUUAUUUCAUUUUCUGUGAGGAAAUUCGAGACUGUGAACGCGCACUUGUAUUUCUUUCUUCAAGCUCGCGCACAACAAACAUACACACACAGACACAUAUACUAUAAAACGGUGUAUGUGUAUGUGUAUGUGUAUGUGUGUGUGUGUGUGUGGGGGGCAAACAGUCUGUAGUCCGGGAAAACAGGCAGACCCGGCAGAUCGCUGCACGCUUGCUGCUCUGCUCUGCUCGGCGCGCCUUGGCAGAGGAUGUUGUUAGCUGUAUACAGCCAUAAAAGACAAUUACCACUAUAACCGUUUAUGGGGUGCAAAGCUCUGCAAGGCGAGAGGACACAACACAAGAAAGAUGUCGAAAGCUUCGACAGCUGAGGCCUGAAAUAAUGUAGUAUAUGUAUUCUUCAGCUAUGAUAUGACACCACCGCUCAGUUUAGACCCCGUGCUUCUGGACACAUAAUGGCCGCCAUGUUUUGAAACCUUCAACAUGAGCAGGGAGGUCGAGGUAUUCAGCCUUCAAAGAGUGACUAUUUAGGAUUUAGCUUUGGCGGUAUUCAUAUUACAAUAUUUGAUCUGAGUUUCUAUUUAACAUUUGUGUCAAGAAUGAGUUAGACCUAUUGAAGUGGGCCUGCUUCCACCAAAAGCCUUUGGAUUAUAAGUCUAGAGAAGAUCCCUCAAAUCUGCGGUGUACCAAACUUUUUAUAUCGACAAAGAGUAGCCAAUAAAAUUUGAAAUUAGAGAAAGGCCUACUUGUGGAAUAGGCUACAACUGGACCUUGGAACUGUAAAGUCACAUCCUCACAGAACCACCAUUGUUUUAUCAGACAACAUCAUUCACAUCAGGCUUGAGUAAAUAAAAAAAGUAAAAUAGCAGUUGUAUGGAGUCAUAUAGUGGUGUUGUGACGCGCUAGGCCUCGAGGACGCAGAUGGACCCCAAACUUCAAAGGCUCAGCCAGAGACAGAGCAAUAUAACGCCUGGUCUGCUAUACUGUCUGGCAUUCCACUUUUAAUGGCUUUAUGGCCGUCCAGACACAAUUAGGCCGUUUCCAGAACUCAGCACCCAUUUGUUUUUUCUCUUUCUGUGGGACUGCAGCAUGGACAAAAGGCCUAGCGGAAAUGAUCAGCUUUAUUGGCGUCUCCCCCGACUGUUGCUCGCGGGACUCAUGCUCAUCUUGAGCGACCCUUUGUUUGUACCUGGCCUGGGAAACGUCCUUUCUCAGUUUCUCUGGUGGUAGCUAGUGUUCUGUUCACGCGCUGAAAAAACUGAAAGGCAAUAAAGAAACAGCAUUAUGUGAGUCAAGACCUAGUCUCAGUAUAUAUGAGACCAACAUGAACAUCAUUGGACCUCCAAAAUCUGUAUUUUAUGUGGAAAUAGAACCGCAGUCAAUGAGAGCCACAUACAUUCAUCGCAUUCCUAUUAUGUGAUUUAUUUAUUUAUUUGGCCCCUAAGGGGGAAUGGGUGUGAUUGCAGUUAUGUGGGCACUGCACCUUUUCCACCCUGCAACUACGUGUAGUGACCAGAGGAUGGCGCUGAUGUUCCAUAACAAGGCUCAAAAUGGCAUCGUUUGAACAAUUUCCGUUUGUGAUUACUUUCGGAUGAACAUAUUUUAAGAGUGCAACAAAGUGAUUGAAACGGUAUAGACGUGUUUAGGCCUAUUGUUUAGGCCUAUUGAUUAAUUUUCGUUCUAUAACAUUGUAAUUCUAAUUUUUGCUUGUUAUUAUAGUCUUUAUAAUGAUAUUAGCGCUUGUAGACGUUGGCACAUCCGCGGCAGUAUUUAAUAGUAAACAGACUAAUAAAAAAUACUAAAUAGUAGGCCUUAGUCUAGUUACAAAAAACAUUUUGCACGUGUACGCCUGUCUUUUAUUUGACGCUACAGAAAAACCUAAAACGUAGUUGUUCUGCGUGUCAAAUGAAGGAAAACAGACUUUUAGAAGGCCUAAUUAUUAUAGUUAGAAUGUGUUUAUUUCCUUCUUUAGUUUAAGCCUAUAGGAAUACUAAACACAAGUAGUGUUUAAUAAACAGAAUGCAUUUUCAACAUAUGAUUUGUACAGAUGAUUCGUAAAGUAAUUGGAAAACUGUUUUGCCCUUUUCAAGUAGGCCUAUCGUUCAUAUUCAACAUUUGCAAUAACCCUACACAAAAUGUGAUUUGUGUUCAAUUUGCUUUAGUCUAAUCAAUUUUGGAAUAAUAUGAUAUGGCGUAUUAAAAUAUCAGAUGUUUGAUGGUAUUUAAAUUAGCCUAAAUGGGUUAGCUUUAUGCUCAGUAAUUCCACCGUUUUUUUUUUGUCCCUACUGUGUUUUUUUUCCAGAUAACAUUGUGGAAUGCGAAAGAAUAUACAUAAACGUUACCAAAUUAGGUCACAGCCUAUUGCAUAUAUAUUUCAAAAUAGGGCUUCCUCCAAGAAAGGCAAAUAAUACCAACGUAGUAGACGUUUAAAUGUAGGCCUACAAAAAAUGUUGUUCAUUUUAAAUAUUCAAAUUGACUUAAUUUGCCUACGUAACUUUUAUGUUUUUAAUUAAUACUUUGCUUAAUCUAGCAUUAGGUUACCACUCAAAAUAAUUCUCAAAUAUUUCGUUAGGCCUAUACUUUACUUGCAUUUUCUAAUCAUUAAAACAAGUACUUUUAUAUUUUCUUAUUUGAAACGCAACAAUGGUAACUUAAAAUGUUUACAAUUGUAAAUUGUAUGAUUUAAAUCACCACAAUACCAAAGAAACUGUAGUAAAGUUUAUAAUGGCAUGCAAUCCCAAAUGUAGCCAACUAUAUUCUAAUUCUAUUUUGAAUUGAUCUGUCCUUUCUAGCCUAGGCAUCUGCUCAUGUUUUGAUGUUUGUUGUAUCACACAGUUCAGUUUAACUCAUGGAGAAAUGUAUUUAUAUGAAUUGAACGAAACCUUUUGAAUGAAUACACAAUGCAGUUUUAUACUCUUAGUUGUGUAUAAAUUACAUAUGUUAUGAGGUGGUGGAAACUAUGGUAUUAUGGUGGUAUUAUGGUGGUAUUAUGGUGUAUUAUGGUGUAUUAUGGUGUAUUAUGGUGUAUUAUGGUGUAUUAUGAAAUUAAGGGUAAAUGCAACAGUAUACGUUUAUUUUAUUUUGAUGACAGUUUAUUUUGUGUAAUUUCAUAUGUAUAGGCUUCCCACAGUGUUUAUGAGAGGGUGUGUGUCCAAAGAGAAGAGAAAGUGUGUGUGUGUGUGUUAAUCCUGGGAAAUUCCAUGGUAACAGGGUGAUGCUGAGACUCAGAUUGUUCACUUUAAAAUGUAGCCUAUGUAAUAAAAAAAAACAAUGAUUGCAAAGUUAAACAAACCAUACAACUCUAUGCACAAGGAGUACUUUUAUCAAUUUCCACUAGUUUUUGUUUGACAUACAUUUUCUCACCAUCACUCUUUUACCAUGGAAGGGCCCUCCUACUCUGCGGUCUGUGCACUUUAAUGAAAUCUCUGGCACCGCCGGUGAUUGGCUACAUCGGUCACGUGGGUGAGUUCUUCGGUCCUGGGCAAAAUGGGGUUUGGUGUAAAUCCAGGGUGUAUUGCUGUCAUAUAUCAUGCUACCUCGUAAAAACGACACUGAAGAUUCUGGCCCAACAAAUCACAGAGAAAAAAAAUAUGAGUUCUUAUUAUGUGGAUGGUCUUUUUAACAAAUAUACGGCGAGCAGUUCUUUUUUCCCAAACGCAGACCUAGGUUCGUGCGCUCUUGGACCCGAUGAAGAAGGACCCGCAUCGGCUCACAGUGCCGCAGCCCCUACCUUCCCACCGUCCCUAUCCGGACAUUACAACGUCAACAAUGCAAUCUACCAGAGCCACCCAAUGUUUAGCCCUUGUUAUGGCCAGGGGCAGGACGUUCGCAGUCUGCACUGCAGCUCCUUCAACCAGAGCCGUCUGUUCGGGGACAGCUGCGUCCAGCCGGGGCCCCUCACCUCGCCAGAGGACAAACACUACCGGAUGUACCCCUGGAUGAAAACAUCAGGUACAGUCUAACAUGGGUCUUUCCUUCUGCUCCUGCAGAGCUCUGCUAUAAUGUCAAUUAAUCUACAAAACCUUGGGAUAAUGGUAACCUCUUAAUGGUGCAAUGAAUUACUUGAAGCCAUUGGAAUUUCAUGGAAAUAAUUGUAAAACUUUUAUUGCGCAAGUAAUGAGUUCUGUGGCCAUAAAUAUAUUAUCCCUUCGCUUCUGCAAUGCUUUUUGCCUCUGCUUUCUUACUGCUUCUUCUCCCCUUUGUGCCAAUAAAAUACCAGACUAUGUAAUGCCAAAAUAAAGGAAACACCAACAUAAAGUGUCUUAAAAGGGCUUUGGGCUACCACAAGCCAGAACAGCUUCAAUGCACCUUGGCAUAGAUCCUUGGCAUAGAUCCUACAAGUGUCUGGAACUCUAUUGAAGUAAUGCAACACCGUUCUUCCACCAGAAAUUCCAUCAUUUGGUGUUUUAUUGAUGGUGGUGGAAAACGCUGUCUCAGGCACCGCUCCAGAAUCUCCCAUAAGUGUUUAAUUUGGUUGAGAGCUGGUGAAUGAGAUGGCCAUCUCGUAUGGUUUACAUCGUUUUCAUGCUCAUCAAACCAUUCAGUGACACUUGUGACCUGUGGAUGGGGGCAUUGUCAUCCUAUGGGGGCAUAGCCAGUGUAGCCAAAAUAAUGGCCUUCCCAGCAUUUUUAUAUAUGACCCUAAGCAUGAUGGGAUGUUAAUUGCUUAAUUAACUCAGGAACCACACCUGUGUGGAAUCACCUGCUUUCAAUAUACUUCAUAUCCCUCAUUUACUCAAGUGUUUCCUUUAUUUUGGCAGUUACCUGUAGGUUGUAGUGUAAAUCAGUGCUCAUGCGCUCUGCAGUUCGUCCUUUUGAUUGGGCUCAGAAUAGCAGUUGUGAUGAUCAUAAUCAGUUUCAGAAACGUAUUUGUACACAGGGAUAUAAUCUAUAGUAAUGGUGGUUGUAAAUAAUAUCAGUAGUUGGAGCAGUGGUAGCCUAUUGAUAGUAUAGUUGCUGGUUAGUAGGGAAUUGGUAGGCAAGACAUUGUUUAAUAAAGAUAUACCCUACCAAUGAAACUAGCAGUAGUAAUUGCUUAUGGGCUAUGUGGGUAUGACCUAGUAGUGGCAUGCAAACACAUGCUUCUAAUUGGAGAGGCAUGCAGUGCAUUAGCUACAGGCUACAGGCUAGAAGAUUUUUAAUGGAAGGAAGUCUUAAAAAACUAUAAAGUUGAUUAAAUUGUAUAGGCUACAUGAGGCAAAACUUCAUUGACUGUCCGAAAACAUUUUGAGAAAGAAAUCUUAAUAAAAAUGGCACAGACACAAACUGUGGCUAUUGGCAAGUUUUUAUUAAUUAAUGUAUUAACUUCUAUAGAAAUAAUACAUGAAUGCAAGAUCACAGAAUUGUCACAUAUGUCAUUAUCAAUAUCAUGAUGUUAUCAGAGGUAUUACAUAUGCCAUGCUUGUGUAGGACAUGGUUUUAUGCAUGGCAGAGCAAUUUGUAGUAUUUUUAUUCUUGGACCUAGCAGAUUGAAACCGUUCUCUCUUGUAGAUCCAAACCGAAAGCGUGGACGUCAGACCUACUCCCGGUACCAGACACUGGAGCUGGAGAAAGAAUUCCACUUCAACCGGUACCUGACCCGCCGGAGGCGCGUGGAGAUAGCACAAGCGCUCUGCCUGACCGAGCGCCAGAUCAAAAUCUGGUUCCAGAACCGGAGGAUGAAGUGGAAGAAAGAUCACAAGGACGAGUCCUCGAGCUCGACCCCCGGUGCCACGGGCGAGGACGUAAACGAGGACGAUGACAGUGAUCCGGUAACCGACGGACAGUCCAAGGCCGAGGACGCCGAGUACGGAGACUCCCCGUCCACCGGUGUGGCGUCAGAAACCCCUGCAAGAGGAGAUGGAGACAUAGAGGCUAUUAGAAACACUCCAUAAAUGUUUAUAUUUGUCAUUAAGGAAAUGUUCUAGAUGUAUGCUCUCACAGAAUCGAUACACUCUGUUCGAUCAUACUAUUUAGAGCUUAGUAGUCUGAUUGAGGAAACGACUUGCAGGGCUGAAAUUGAGACGCACUUAUUGAAUGAAUACAAGCUAGUGAAAACACUGGCUAUAGCUAUAAAAUGCACAUGGCUAUAGGAAGAUGAAAGGGAACGGAUACUACCUAUUUACUCUACAGUAUUACUAUGAAAACUCAAUUUGAUCUUUGAAUGUAGAACAAGUCUACUGUAAAUGUUAUACAAUAUUUAAUGUUAAUCGUUGGGAACUAUUAGAUAUUUUACUACUGAAAUAACAUUCCUGAACAGAGAACUACCUAAGGCGACAGUUGCAUUCACGCAACUUCAGAAUUUACCUCCAGUUUCAAUUGACUUCGAGGAACUUUUUUCGCACUCUUUUUGUCUCUAUUUCAAAGCGAAAUAAAUGCAGAUGUUGAAUCCACUGGUGAAUAUCAUUUACAUUUUAGUCAUUUAGCAGACGCUCUUAUCCGUCUUUUGGGGCCAAGUAGAGAUUGGAAUAGAUAUUCGCAUGAUUUCCAAACAGCAAUGUUUAACAAAAAAAAUGAAUAGCCAAAUGUGUAUACCCUACCUCAGAUUUUACGUCAGAGACUAGACCUAUAGCCUGCUACUGUCUCACUGAAUAUCAACACUGUGUAAGAAGUCUUUACAUACACUGUAUUGGUACGUCGUGUUGUUAUUGUAUUUUCAUCUUAAAUGUAGCUUUCAAUUAUUCUAACUAGCUAUAGCCUAUGGUCAAUGUAAUUGUUAUGGACGUGAGUGUGUCUGCUUGCAUGUAUCUGUAAGUUAGGGAAUUGGUGUGUUUGUUUUCUUUGAAUCUAGGCUAUACAAGAAAAGCGGUCCAAUGUUCAGAAAUAAGCAUUUGUUUUGCAAUUUGACCGGUGUAAAUAGACCAAUGCAUUCGACACUCACCGCUUUGACUCUGCCGUAUUCUUAUUGUGACAUUAUGUAAGAUGCAAUAGUAAUCGAAUAAAAACAAAACCAUUCAGUUUGGAAAAUAGCUUCGUAACGAAUUUCCUGUAAGCCAACCAUACAUUGAUGAAAUCUUUAGCCAAAAGGUUAUGUAAUACAACCUACAUGCCAAAAUAGAUGGUACUACUCUAAAUUACGCAUGAGUGAAAAUAUUUUAUCUUGCUUUUUCACUUUCAUCUAGUUAUACUAAUAUGUUUACAUUUAAGCCAUUUGUUUUUAUAUGACAAUAAAUACUGAGCCUACAAAUAUGCUAUUACGCUAUUACAUAAGAACACAGUGGCCUGUAUCUCACUUAGCCUACUAAGCAGGAUAAGUGAAAAAAGAGAUGAAACCAAUGCCACAUUUGCUUAAUAAGUAUGUUAACUGUGAGGACACGAGACUGGACAGGCUGUGUGUGUGUAGCCUUCUGUGAAGGGGAAAUGACUGCAUUCCCCCUCCUUUCGGUAAGAUGGCGCCUAGUUCUGACCUGCCCCCUCCUCUCCCUCUCCGUUUCUCCCUUCUCCGUUUCUUCCACUCUCUCCCCCUGUCGCUCUCUCACUCGGUCAUAAAUCCGUUGUUGUUUAUGAAAAUUUACAACAUAGCAAUACAACUUUACGAGGCUCCUCGGCUUCCCAUUGGUCGCCGCUGGUCACAUGGCAUGGAGCAGUGAACAUGAACUUUUUAUAUAUAAUUUCCUUUUCCAGAAUAGAACUGCACUGUGUCUGCCAACCAACCCUUUCUGUCCUGUAAAAGCUUUUGCUCUUCCAUUUCUUUUCGUCGUGUGUAACGCUGUUUUGCUUUUUAGAUGUUGUUUUUACUAUGCAGCGCAAAGAUCAGUGCCCUUCUCUUGGAACCGGACGGUUUGGAUUCAUUACCGACGUUCUCCGUGACGGUUUGGCACAAUGGACGGGUUGAGCGUGUCGUUGCCUGAUCCCGGGAGAUCUUGGAUUCGUCCAGGGACCCAGCUGGCAGGCCAGCAGCACUUGUCAGUCCUCUCCCUGUGACAUCACCACACGCCAUGAGACCCGAACACCUCACAUACAGUAAGAAUACUACUUGCUUAUCAUGAUUGGAUAUUAUUUGGUAAUCAAGCAUUAAAUAGAGUGAGCGUUCAAGUAAAAACAACUUGCUGUGCGUGUUUAGUUUUAAACAGUGAUGGCUUUCAGAAGAGUGGUUGGAAUGUUAUGUUGUAGGGUUAAACGGGUUUUGUCCAAUAAUUUGAAUUGACAAUAACGAUAUGAUCAUAAUUUGCAUGAUUAAGAUCAAUGCUAUGGUUCGUUGAUUGUGGUCUCUAGACUUGACCUAUCUAAAUCUGUUAUUCAAUAUUAAUGUAGGCCUAUGCCUUUUCAUUAUGAGGAUUUGAAUAAUUUAUUAGCGAUGCAUGCUAUUUGUGUUUAUUUGUUGCUAUUCAAAUUGAAUGGUCUUUCACCAGCUCCGAAUUGGAGCCAAUAGGCCUACUCAUUGUCGCCCUCUUGUGGGAGAAGUGUGGUCGUGUUUUGGUCACAGCGUUCUGUCCAUUUACUCUCAUUUACAGUCUAUGUGUUAAUUGUGCCAGCACAGAGCUUCCCUUUGUCUUUUUAUUCGUGCUUUUCGUUAAACCACAAAACAGGGGUGUACAUUGCUUUUUGUAUCAUGAUAGCACGGUUUCGGGAUAUGUAGCAGUUGUUUUGAUUUGAGGAAAUGAUAGAUUAGCUCAAUCAAGAGUAUUCUUGCUCCAGUCUUCCUCUCCUGCUUGCUAGCCCUAUGAUGUAACAUCAGCACCACAUCAUCGAAAGGACCUUCUUAUCAAUGACCCAUUCAUCUCGAUAUUGUUCAUGCUUAUAAUAUUUAGAAACAAUAUGGCUACAACAAUAUGCUAUUAAUGCUAUUUUGCUGGUAAUAUGCUAUUCUUUUUCAUAAGAGUUAUAAAUCCUCUAUAUUGGCACUGCAAAAGGCCCAAUACAGCAGUAAUGCUCAACGUUUUUUUAUUAAGCUGUACGAUAGGUGAGCUAAUACUACACGUAUUUUGUCUGUGUAAAUACAGCCUAGAAAUAGAAAAUGGUAAGGUGUAGGGCUAUGCAAAUAGCCUACAGAAUGGUCAAACAUCAAGACCUGAUGACGAGAUGACACCGCGGGAAAUAAAUACAAUCAUUAUGAGCACAUGCAGAAAGUAAAUACACUCUCCCUUAAAAUGGGGUUCUGAUUGUGACAACAGAUGGUGAAGUGUUCUUUACAUAAGAUUACUGGACAUCACAGAGAGCCAGAACGUCACAAUAGACACCAUUCAUAUAACAAUAGAUUAUCACCUCAAAAUGAUGUCGCAGAAUAGAACUUGCGAGACCAAAACGUCACAAUUGAUAUGGCAAUAUUAUUACCUCAAAAUAUGACACAAAUUAGAUCUCGAGAGACCGAAAUGUCACAAUAGGCAUCAAUACCAAACAAAAGGUACAACACAAUAGCCUAUUGUUGUGAUGCAUUUUAUUACUGUAUGCGUGCGUGUCCGUUGCUGCGUUUGUGUCAGUGUGCUUAGUUUUCUUCGAUGAGUUUGCGUCUUUUAGAAUUGAAUCCGUUAUGGUUCACCUAUUGAAUGUGUUUUACCUUAGUGGCUCCAAUUUAAUCUCCUCCUCGAUAUUUACAGUGGUAAUGAAACUAGUCGAGCAAACAUUUCAUAGAUUCAGAUUCAGUGUUUAAUAGUCACAUGUACAGGGUUGCAGGUGUGAUUGCAGGGUACAGUGAAAACCUUAGGUUCCGAGAUCCAAACAUUAGAAAAUAGCCUUGCAGCUGCUCCCCUGCACUAUACAAAAUCUAGGGUAUCUGAAAUGCUGCUUGAACAGUUUGGGCUGUUAAGCACGUAAUACAGCCUACGUAGCUAAUUACAUUUAUGAGAAAAUAAAACUGAAGCAUCUUGACAUUUUACUCACUCAUCAAGGUUUGGAGCUGCAUUUCAAAUUGUUAGCAUUUUACCAUCUGGAGAGCACUCGCCCCUCCCUCCUCUGUGCGCCACAAGCACGCACACAGAGUGCCUAAUCCUGAUGCUUUUUUAAUAUAUAUAUAUAUUUUUUUACAUCCUGACGCUUCUAGCAGAUGCAGACAUUUGAGUAGAACGCAACUAGUCCUGUCGUUUUUUCUAUACUUUUCCUGUUUCUCUCACUCUGCAAAUGUUUUUAUUUUUCACUUCCUGAUUUGCCCAAUUUCCACCGGUGGGAUAAUUUCUUGUGAACUUUGUUUCUAUUGGCCAUUGAUAAAUCAGAUGUUACCUCUUGGACUCCCUAACAACCUCUUUAAAACCACAAUCACAAACAUUCCUGGCCAUUCUAAAGCACAGAACCUAUCCUUGCUCCUUCCAACAUCCGGAGCAUGCUCGUAUGCGCUCUCUCAAACUAACCCUGAAAUGCAAGACCCGGGCUCCUUUAGACACCGCUGUACACAUCUGGUCAUGAGUGCAGCUUGUUCCUCGGCUACUGCGGUGCCUGAAGGGGCCCUAUUACCGCUGUGAGUCUGCAUCCUUCGUACAGCGUACUUAUCCAUCACGCUGUUAGUGCCAGCAGUGCCGACGCUCUUAGCUGGCUGUGUGGGGCGUCCUAUAGUCUUUUGUGGACUAUAGGACCAAGAGGUCCAAUGGAUUUCGGAUAACCAGGGCCUUCGUUGCCAAGACGAGACUACUGUAAACCAGCAGUCGCGUGCCCCAGUUUCUAGUAGCCUAAAUAGACGUUCCAGAUGAAGUGCACUAUUUUCUGCUCACUAGACAGGUCUCUUUUGUAAGGCUACAUGUUUUAAAAAGUUAUCGCUCUGCCUGUGCUGCCUGUACACUAACCCUGCUCCAGCUAUACGUCACAUUCUCAUCAGCUAUUAUUAUAAUCAUCACCACUGCUCCUAUUUUAGCUUAGGUCUAUAUACGGUUUAUCUCUAAAUUACACCAACAAACCAGCAACUCAACACCGAUAAACAGCAGCUUUAAUCAAAUAGUGGUAACUUAAUGUAGUCAUAUCUGUGUUAUUGUUAUUGCUUGUAUUGAUUGGGCCUACAUUAUUAUUACUUCUGCUAUUACCGAUAUUUGUCUUCAUAUCAUAUUUCGAACUUCAUUUUAGAUUGUCAUUACGUGGUGCCUUAUCUUUCUAUUUUGAAAACUUGACAAGACUUACUUAGGCAGAAUCCAGUCCUAUAGCCUACUGCUUUCGCUUCCUUACUCCGAGGACAUUAUUUAUGGAAGGAAAUGGGUGUGGGGAAGAUGCCGAGCAAGGCCAAGGGAAAUUAUUUCAUUGUCCCUUAGGCAAUGGUAUCCCAUGUAAAAAUCAACAAGACAAUUCCGUAUACAAAAAUAUAAUGUUUAUUGCCCCUAUAGUCAGACAUUCUUUUUUAAAUUUAUAUUCUAAAUUCCCUCUUCUCAUACUUUGAUUUACCUUAAUUGAGACGUUCAUUAUUUUGCUUCUUUUUUCAUGGAGAUUACAACAUGUUUUUAGAUUACAACAUGUUUUUAGAUUACAACAUGUGUUUAGAUUACAACAUGUUUUUAGAUUACAACAUGUGUUUAGAUUACAACAUGUGUUUAAAUUACGUGUUUAGAUUACAAUAUGUGUUUAGAUUACAACAUGUUUUUAGAUUAGAACAUGUGUUUAGAUUACAACAUGUGUUUAGAUUACAAUAUGUGUUUAGUUUAAAACACGUUUUUAGAUUACAACAUGUUUUUAGAUUACCACAUGUGUUUAGAUUACAACAUGUGUUUAGAUUACAAUAUGUGUUUAGUUUAAAACACGUUUUUAGAUUACAACAUGUUUUUAGAUUACAACAUGUUUUUAGAUUACCACAUGUGUUUAGAUUACAACAUGUGUUUAGAUUACAAUAUGUGUUUAGUUUACAACAUGUUUUUAGAUUACAUGUAUUUAGUUUACAACAUGUUUUUAGAUGACAACAUGUGUUUAAAUUACAUGUGUUUAGAUUACAACAUGUUUUUAGAUUACAACAUGUGUUUAGAUUACAACAUGUGUUUAGAUUACAAUAUGUGUUUAGUUUACAACAUGUUUUUAGAUUACAACACGUGUUUAGAUUACAGCAUGUUUUUAGAUUACAUGUAUUUAGAUUACAACAUGUUUUUAGAUGACAACAUGUGUUUAAAUUACAUGUGUUUAGAUUACAACAUGUUUUUAGAUUACAACAUGUGUUUAGAUUACAACAUGUUUAGAUUACUUUCAAACGAACCUAUCCUUUUCCUGUUCUAAAAAUUGACUUUAGUUAUCCAUAUUUGAAAAAAAAAACUAAAACUAAAAAUGUAUAUUAUUGUAAUGCACCCAUCCAUGUUUGCUUGAGAUUAGGCUAUUCAUUACACACAGCUGCAAGAUUUUAUGCUUGAACCAAUUUAGCCUAAUUAUCUAAUUUACAUAAUUCAGUCAUAAUUUUCAAUUGAGGAGUAAAGGGUUGUCUAUUGAGACUAUUGUAUUGUAGCCUACUUUCUGUCGUCAUCUAAAAAACAAAACAUAAGUUAUUUCAAAUGCCUCCUUUUUUUUAGCGUAUCUAACAUUUCGGAAUGACUGCCUUUCUAUUAGAUUGGAUUAUAACUGCAGGUUGAUCACUCUAUGCACAUCAGUAAACUAAGCUUCCCCUGUAAAAUGAUUAUUAAUGGAACACAUAUUUGCAAUAUCUUUCAAAUGUCCUAAAAGGUCAUUCAUACAAUUCAAGGAUAUUCUAACAUAGUUUAGCGAAAUAUUUAACUACAUUUAAGGUUCUAGACAAUUGUUUUAUAUAUUUUUUUAUUAUACUUGUUUUUUCUUGUACUGUAUGUGUUUUAUUCCCAACGAGAAGGAUAAUGUUUACCAUCGAUGAGGAUACCAUUGAAUACCGAUUUCUCUCUGUACUCUGUAUCAGUGGAGAGGAUGCAUGUUCAGUGCGUUUCUUGUUGUAUUGUUUGGGGAGACCAUGCUUUUGCCGCAAUGGUCGUUAACCUCUGAACGACCCCGUUCGGAACCCACGCAUCAAACACCGUCGCAGGCAGUGCCAGACUGCGGCCAGAGGAUGGCGCGCGAAGACAAUCCAAGAGAUGCAACCCGGGCCCCGCGAGCGGCCUGCCUAGGCGCCUCCCAGGCGCGCGCCCCUAACAUCCCACCAAGAUUUCCUAUUUGUGCACGAGUUUACCUCUGGGGGUCAUCAAGCAGGAUUUACGACUGGUCAACAAAAGCACGUGAUUCUCAGCCGUACCCCAUAUUUGGGUGCCUACGUAAGAGUGAAUCAAGUACAUGCUCUACUCAUUUCCAUAAUUCAUCAUAAAUUGUGCAAGGGUGCUAUAGAACGCGCAAAACCAUCAAGAGCCACAAAUCAAGUACACACGUUAUUACUUUCUCCACAAAAAAACAACAAAUACCUGCUAAACAACAAUAUUGGAAUUAUCAACCAAUGAGCUCCUAUUUUGUAAACUCAUUCUGCGGUCGCUAUCCCAAUGGCGCGGACUUCCAGUUACAUAAUUAUGGAGACCACAGCUCCGCAAACGAGCAAUACAGGGACUCCACGACCAUGCAUUCCAGCAGGUACGGUUAUGGCUACAACGGGAUGGACCUCACUGUCAAUCGCGGUAACGGGCACUUUAUGGCCAGCGUGAGGGCACAGGGCUACUCCCCGAACCAGUCGGUGGCGGCAACAACGUCCUCUGUCGAGACGCCCAGGUACACCCAGCCCGCGAGCGCCACCGAGACGGCGUCCCUCUCGCCUCCACCUGACCCGCUCCCAUGCUCCUCCUCUGUCGCGAGCUGCUCGUCUCCGAUCAGCGAGUCUCAACCUCAACACCGAGCCAUAAAGAACUCCAUAACGAGCCCCUGCACGGCCCCGAGCUCGAAUGGAGGCACGCUGUUGAACCGGGUGUGUGUGUCCAAAGCGUCCCCCCUCCAGGAAGAGAAGCCCGCGGGAAGCGCGCAGACAACUUCACAAAAUGUCACCGACGGUGCCCAGCCUCAUAUUUACCCCUGGAUGAGGAAACUGCACAUAAAUCAUGGUAAAACAGCAUUGUAUUUUGUUUAGGUCGACGUAUAUGUUUGUGUUUUGUACUUGAGACAGCUCGUCUUGUCUGUGUGUGGGUUUGUGGUGUGUGUGGGGAUGGUGUGCCCUAUAGCCAUUUUAAGAGGUGCUUGUUGCCAUUUUCGGAGCUAAAAACUAUUUCCCCAAAUCAUUCUAUGAAAGAAAAAUAAUCUGUAUUCGAUAUUUUAGUAAUGUUAGUUUUAAGGGGUGUGUGUAAUGGCGAGAUUUACGACACCUGUUUAAGUGCAUAUUGUACCCCAAGCGUUGGGGAAAUAAUUCAACGUGGCAUGAAAACACAGGACAUUGUCUUUUUACCAAAAUGCAGGAGGUGAACAUUUGAUUUAAAUAUAGGAUUAUACAUUUUCCUUUGCCAUAAUUUCGGAUUUUUCUAGAUUUGUAUGGUAUUUUUAUAAGACACAUUUGGAAAUUGAUUGGCACUUCCACUGCAUUUUAAAGUGUGUGUGAAAGGUGUGUGAACGUUGUGUGAAUAGUGUAUAAAGGUGUGUUUAAAGAUUAAGCUCCAUGGAAGAGUGACCAGUAAAAUUUCUAAGCGUUGUUGCCAAGUAACCCUGCAUAAAGCGUUAGUAAACAUUAUUGUGUAGGUUUCUAUUUUGAUUGUGGGCUCAUGGUUGCAUCCUGUGUGUGUUACCACCAGACAGUUUGACCGGACCAGAAGGGAAGAGGGCGAGGACAGCCUACACGCGUUACCAGACACUGGAGCUCGAGAAAGAGUUCCAUUUCAACCGGUAUCUGACCCGCAGACGGAGGAUCGAGAUAGCGCACGCGCUCUGCCUAUCAGAACGCCAGAUCAAAAUCUGGUUCCAGAACCGGAGAAUGAAGUGGAAAAAGGACAACAAACUAAAAAGCAUGAGCAUGGCAGCGGCAGGGGGUGUAGGGUACCACCAUCCCUGA
Messenger RNA from Coregonus sp. 'balchen', 24597 nucleotides. NCBI's taxonomy places the organism in Eukaryota, Metazoa, Chordata, Actinopteri, Salmoniformes, Salmonidae. The record is from the annotation of a GenBank genome assembly.